CCAAAAAAUCUCCGAUAAACUUUUACAAUCAAUUUUUUUUCCAGCCUGAAAAAUGUCGGCCUCUGGCCCUGACCAAAUCAAUGUACCGGUGUAUUCUGGCCCGGAAAAACCUGCCCACAGGCCGCAACCAGGCGGACACUAUGACCGGGGCCAGCGGGCCGGCGAUAGCCUCACCACUAGAGCCACCAAAGUGAUGUGUGCCUUGUUUCUGUCCCUUCUUUUUAUUUGUGGUAUCAUUGUUUUCAUAGUUUGGCUCAGUUUAACCCCCCACCGUCCCCGGUUCUACGUCCAGGAUUUUUCAAUCCCGGCGUUGGCUCAGUCCGACGGGUUCGAAAAUGCCCAGAUAUCAUUCAACGUAACAAUUAGGAAUUCCAACCAACAUAUUCAUACCUACUAUGAUUCCUUGGUGGCCACUGUUUUUUACCGGGAUCAAUCAAUCGGGACGACACCGUUGUCCGGCCCGUUGGACCAGGAACCGAAGACGACAUGGGUGGUGUUCGGCGUACUCGGUGGCGCGACGCUGAAUGUGAACAAUGCCAGGUGGACGGAUUUCUUGAAUGAUCGGCAACAGGGGACGGUCAUUUUCCGGCUGGGCAUAACGUCGACCAUCAAGUUUAAGGUGUCCACUUGGGAUAGUAAAUCCCACAAGGCCCACGUGGAUUGUGAGGUGUCAGUGGGUCCCGAUGGAUUGAUCUUGCCCAGUUCUAGGAGCAAGAAAUGUAAUGUUUACUUCACUUGAUGCAUUUCUUGUCGCUUUCAAUGCCAAUGUCUCUUUUUUGCUCUUAUCCUUUGAUUCUGCCAAUUGGCUUUGGAUUCAUUGCAUAAUGACUUGUAAAGUGUAUGGCCAGAUUUUCAUUUACCUUUAUGUCCUUAUUUGAAUUAGUUUGUAAAAAUAAAUAAAAAUUUUUAUU
Molecule: messenger RNA, 911 nt
Organism: Rubroshorea leprosula
Lineage: Eukaryota; Viridiplantae; Streptophyta; Magnoliopsida; Malvales; Dipterocarpaceae
Source: the annotation of a GenBank genome assembly